Candidozyma auris is the source of this 285-nucleotide messenger RNA. It is a transcript of the gene QCR8, whose product is annotated as ubiquinol--cytochrome-c reductase subunit 8. The transcript has a single exon. NCBI's taxonomy places the organism in Eukaryota, Fungi, Ascomycota, Pichiomycetes, Serinales, Metschnikowiaceae. Gene Ontology annotation, biological process: mitochondrial electron transport, ubiquinol to cytochrome c. The coding region runs from base 1 to 285 and encodes 94 amino acids. The record is from RefSeq and is a predicted model, not a curated record.
AUGGCUGGACCUCAUCCAAAGACUUACAUGGGCUGGUGGGGCAGCUUGGGCUCCCCUAAGCAGAAGUACGUCAACAUUUACACUGUGUCCCCGUACGCUACCAGACCUUUGAAGGGUGCAUUGCACAACUCCAUCUUCAACACCUUCAGAAGAUUCAAGAACCAGGUUCUUUACGUGGCCAUCCCUGCCGCCAUCGUCUGGACUAUCAACUCAAAGGCGACUGAGUACAACGAGUACUUGUACACCAAGGCUGGUAGAGAGGAGUUGGAGAAAGUCAACGUUUAA